AUGGUCGCUCAUGCCAACAAGUCGGUCACCACGUCACGUUGCAAAAACAACCACGCCCGGGCCAACCACUCCGUCGUUCGGUUCGAUCCUUCGGGCCAACAUCAAACCAUCGACCUCGUAAUUGACGGGCCGACUCAUUGGCUGACCUUACAACGGUUGAUCACCAAGUCGCUUGAUGGACGACCAACCUCAAAGAUUACCAAGCCACAUGAUCACAGUCGAGCCCAAAAUUGUGACCUAAUUAUGGACGACCUAACUAAUCACCACCACAAAUCGCCCGACUUCAUCGCCCGAUCGACCUCAACAUUUGUUCGAUCACUCAAGAUGGGGAUGACUUCACAAUCGAGCCCAGACUUCCAACCGGGGCCCAACCUCGCGGAUAGAGAAGCAGAAUCCAAGCUCCUAAAUCACCCAGUCAACUGGAGCAUCCAAAUCACCGCGCUGGCACCCUUAUCCGGCCAUUUCCUGAGCCACUUGACAGACUUCUUCCCGGGCCAAUUUAUUAUUCUCCUAUCGACGAGUCUCACAGAGAUCAUCGUCAACCCCACACGCGAGUGCCCGUCAUUCUCCAAUCACGUUGACUUUAUUUUCCAAGGCCACGUCGCCACCGCCAUCUCAGGACACCCUCGGAGUUGCCGGGCUGAAGUGCUUCGAAACAACCCGCGCCUCAAGAAUAUCCAUCACCUGCUUAAACCCCCCCACGCACCUCGGCACCUUAUACUGACUAAUCGACACGCCCCUCGCAACCGCACUCUCCAUCACCUCCUCAAACGCCCCACUCCCCACCACUCGUAUCUCCAGCGGCCCAAUCGGCCCAUCCCCCGCCCUCAAAGUCCGAUAAGCCAGAUUAAGAGACUCCUCCACCUCAAAGCAACACUGCCCAAGCACCUCAUCCCCCGGCCAAUUACUUCCCGUGCCCAUCAGCUCCCAGUACAUCACAUAGUGGUCCGGGACACUCGUCGUGUCCACAAAGCUCGUCUUAUUAGCCGCCUUCUCGACCGCCGCCUGAAGCUCGGUCUCCUUCGUCUUCUCCCACUCAAUGUUGAGCACCACGUCUUUCCGUCUCACGAACCGGAACUGUGGGGCCGAGUUGUAGAACCCAGUGACAAGCACGAUGUCCCCGAGUCGAUACCGGUAAAGCCCGGCCCCGUUGGUGACCACAACCUCGUACUCCUUUCCGAUCUCUACGUUGACCAAGUCAACGGGCUUCUGCUCCGAGUGCUGGCCGGUGCUGGGCAGGAACUCGAAGUAGGCGAUGAAUGGCAUGAAAGUGUAGGAGACCUCAGAAGUUUUGCACGUGGGGUGAAGGUUGAUGCCGAGGUAGGACUCGGAGGAUGCGUAAGUCAUGGAAACUAUCGGGAGCCCGCCACUGUAGUAGUUGAGAGUCGGGAUGUACUGAGCCAUGGUUCCGGUGGCGAUGGUCCAGAGAUAUUUCGCGUGGGGCCAGAUUCGCGUGAUUAUUCCUUCCCAGUUGUCGUCGUUCGCGCACUCAGAAGCGAUGGAGUCCGCCAGUUCUGGGUCGGGUUUGUUAUAAGUUCGGGACAUGUAUCCGCGGAUCGACUCGUCGGUGACUCUAGGGUCGAGGGACCCGGUUCGUAUGUCGUGGGUGAGUUGCUUCCAGUUGGUGUGGAGGAACUUGAUGACUCGGACGAGGGUUGA
This is a messenger RNA of Striga asiatica, 1659 nucleotides long. Lineage: Eukaryota; Viridiplantae; Streptophyta; Magnoliopsida; Lamiales; Orobanchaceae. The record is from the annotation of a GenBank genome assembly.